UCUUGGAAUAUUCAGGAAGCUCUUCCUCUCUAUAUAUAUAUAUAGAGAGGAAGAGCUCGCAUGUAUGUAGUCUUCACGCACUUCUUAAUUGAAUAUUCGAAACCACGCCUUUGAGCUAUUCGAGGUCUGGCCUCUCACACCAUUCCUCGAAUUCUGACCUGCCGUCACUCAUCUACGCCAAGAACCUUCCCGAAAUGAUAACCUUGAUUAGAAGUUUAUCCUGAAAGACACUGGCAAAACCCAGACCCCAGUAUCGAGGGGUUUCUAUGAUUUCGCUGAUUUGGCGGUCAGCAAAAGCCCAGUCUUGGCCUUUUGGGGUCAGAUGAAUUAUGAUAUUGGCAAAUCGCUUGGUGGUUCCCUCGUGGAAUGGAAUCUCUUGUAUAAAGGGCUACGGAGUUGGGGAGGCUGACAAUAGUAGCUAUAUAAAGUGAUCGAUAUACUCGAGGUCAUCUGUAGCUCAGGACGUCGAUGUGUACAGCAAAUACCUUAACAAUGAUCGACUACCAAAACCCAACCACCCUCGCUCUGGUCGCAGGAGUAGCUAUCUUCCUAGUUGGCAAAGUUGUACAAUAUUAUCUGGGAAGAGCCCGCGCUGCUUGGAUACUGUCUAAAUACCCGAUUGUGAAUCCAGAAUGGAACGCUUCCGAUAGGGAACGUCUACUGAAUUCAUCGCAAGAAGUUAUCCUGGAGGGUCUGGCAUUGGUGAGUAUACCUGCUCACUCAUUAUAAAAUAGCACUCUCCGAAUGGCGACUGACUUCGAGUAGGCCAAUGGAGGUCCCUUUCGCAUAGAAGAUGGGUCGGGCAUCAAACUCGUCCUCCCUCCCAAAUACAUAGACGAGAUUAAGGAUCUUCCUCAGCUAAGCUCUCAAAAUUACAACGUCAAAGACUUCUUUGCAAACUACCCGGGAUUCGAUGCCUUUCGCUCAUCUAAUCACAAGACCGAGGUGAUCUGGACCAGAGGUCUGAAGAGAGAGAUGGCUGGGGUUUGGCCACUCGCUAUCCCGCCUAUGGCCAAGGAAAUUUCCAGUAUUCUGGAUAAAACAUAUGGACAGACUGAUGAGUGGAAGGAAAUCGGCGUGUACAAUGCAUGCAUCUCGGUCAUCUCACGCAUCACGCAGCUUGUCCUUCUCGGCGAAGACUUUAUGAAUAACGAGGAGUGGAAGCGCGUGGCCACCUCAUAUAGCGUGAACGUUUUCAGAGCGGCUGCAACGCUACACCAGUGGAACAAGUGGCUACGCCCCAUCGUCGUCUGGUAUCUGCCAAUAUGCCGCCAGAUUCGGGCAGAGGUCAAGCAGGCUCGGGCUAUCCUCCAACCAGAGGUAGUGAAGCGAGUGGAGUACAGGAAAAACGAAAGGGAUGGUGCUAUAAAAGAUGGCCAACGUCGCCGCCGCGUACUCGAUUCGAUUGAUUGGUUCGUCGCGGCGAACCCAGACAAUAAACCUUUCGACUAUGUGGGCACUCAGAUCAGUCUCGCCCUCGCCGCGAACCAGACGUCGAGCAAUGUCCUUGCCUAUGUCCUGGGCGAUCUGAUUUCGCACCCUGAGUACUUGCAGCCGCUCCGCGACGAGCUCACGGCUGUACUACGUGAUGUAAAGGCAGGUCCUGGAUAUGAGUUCGACAAGGCGACUCUGCACCGCUUGGUACUCAUGGACAGCUUCAUGAAGGAGAGUAUGCGCCUCCAUCCACCCGCGAACAUCACCAUGCGCCGCCAAGCUACCGAGGACAUACGCCUAGCUGACGGCACCGAAAUCCCUCGUGAUACCUAUCUCUUCGUCGCACCGGUGCCCAUGAAAGACCCAGCCGUGUUCGAGAACCCGGAUGUGUUUGACGGAUAUCGCUUCCUCCGCAUGCGAGAGCAGCAAACCAGCCAAAACCAGGACGGCGGCAAAUAUCAUCUAGUGUCCACCUCUUCGGACCUUGUCAUGUGGGAUUAUGGUCUGCGCGUCUGUCCUGGUCGCUUCCUCGCCGGUGCCUAUCUCAAGCUCAUCUUCGCCCACCUGCUGUUGAAGUACGACUUUCAGCUGCUCCAUGGGCAGAACGCCUUCAAUAUGGGCAAGCCACAAGGCUUCAUGACCCGCCCGGACAAGGAGCAAAAGCUAAUGUAUCGGUCGAGGAAGAGCCCCAUCUAGAUAGAUCAGUUCCGUAGCCCCUCAUUCGUCGUUUCAAGU
This is a messenger RNA of Hymenoscyphus albidus, 2169 nucleotides long. The record is from the annotation of a GenBank genome assembly. NCBI's taxonomy places the organism in Eukaryota, Fungi, Ascomycota, Leotiomycetes, Helotiales, Helotiaceae.